AUGUCCUCGGGCUCCUCAUUUGCCAAAGCUCCUUGCAUGAACUGCCGAACGAGCCACCAGAAAUGUGAUAAGCGAAAGCCGGUUUGCAAGCGCUGCGAGAAGAAGGGACUUGAUUGCAAGCCCGUGCAGAGGAAAGCAUUAUUUCGACAUGGAUCCACGGCCAAUCUGGAUGCAAGCUUCUCCGGGGGUCAGAUAUGGGUGAAUAGCAAGCCCAAAAAUUGGAGACCAACCAAGAAAACAUCAAAAGCUCCUCCCCCUACCCCUACCGCACCACCCUGGGUCGCUGGUGAUUCCCAGGGAAAUGCCAGUACUGCUGGAGCAUAUAUCUCUGAGAAUCAGGCUGUGAUCGAUGCCUUGUCUCCUCUUGAGACAUAUGUAACCGGAACCCAUCAAAAUGAAAGCGAAGAAAACUCACAAGAGACUGAUCAGUUCCACGACUCGGAUCGCGACCAUGGCGACUCGCCCAGAACCCCAGGGCUGGAUUUAACAUCGAGUGCGACGCCACAAACAAGCGUUCACGACAUAAAUUUUUCUCCUGGUUGUGACUCUGCGGCCAGUACUGCGUCCACUCUUGAUACAAACUCUCCUUCUUCAAGCAAUGGCCUGGCAACAGAAUCGAGUGGAGUUGUACAAGAAUCUUGCCUUCUACGAUAUUUUAUUGACGAGUUAUCGCCUUGGUUUGACCAUUGUGAUGAGCGUCGACAUUUCCAACUAGUAGUCCCUCGUCGAGCACAGCAUUGUGCAACUCUUCGGAACGCUGUAUUCGCCGUAUCAGCUCGCCAUCUUUGUCGCCUACCACAGUACAAAACCCCCAAUGGGAUUGUGUACCAAGGGCAAUUGCUUCCUAAUUUGGAGAAAUCUAGCGCACUCGAGUACAUGCUCAAGUGCAUACCAGAUCUCGUUGAGUUCCCCAAUAUCCAUGACCCCAUGCACCAAGAGAACCUUAUGGCAGCUACAGUAAUCUUACGGCAAUAUGAAGAAAUGGAAGAAGACAUGGAAGAGAGUGAAGUACAGUCUGCACAACGCGGAGCCGUGAACUUUCUUGCCAUUACUCAUACGAUUAUUGACUCUAUGAGCGCAUCUCCGCUUGAUUCCUCCCUUGCCACAGCCACAUACUGGAUCACUGUUCGACAAGAGAUCUACUUUGCUUUGACACGAGAAGCUGUUCCUCAUAUACGCUUUGAUGCCGACCGCUGGCUCAAUGUUUCGAUAGCGAACACGAUGAUUAUGUUUUCUGGACAAGUUGCUACAUGGCGCUGGGGAAAUAAAUCAGCAGAGGAAUGGACCCAACUCAAAUCCCAAGAGCAUCAGCUGCUCCGCGAUUCUUUGGGGGAACUGAAACCGACCCUUGACCUAAAGGCAGAAAGAACAAAGGGUCACAUAUUUCCAACUGUGUGGUACAAUUUCGAUCUUCAAGUGACUGCCGUCCAACACUUUCUGUUUGCGCAAAUGAUUUUGACUGCAGAAAACCCUCAUCUCGAGUAA
Messenger RNA from Penicillium cataractarum, 1485 nucleotides. RefSeq lists its product as uncharacterized. Lineage: Eukaryota; Fungi; Ascomycota; Eurotiomycetes; Eurotiales; Aspergillaceae. Gene Ontology annotation, biological process: positive regulation of transcription by RNA polymerase II. Gene Ontology annotation, molecular function: zinc ion binding; transcription cis-regulatory region binding; DNA-binding transcription factor activity, RNA polymerase II-specific. Bases 1 to 1485 code for a protein of 494 amino acids. The record is from RefSeq and is a predicted model, not a curated record. Gene Ontology annotation, cellular component: nucleus. The transcript is spliced from 6 exons.